UUGGGCGCCGCCGGGGACACCCAGGCGAGCAGGCCUGAGGCUGCGGUCCUCUGCUCCGCCCGGGGUCCUCCAGCUCUCUCCUCCCCGCGCCCUCGAGCUCGCCAUGCGCUGCGCCCCGACGGCCAGCGCGGCCCUGGUGCUGUGCGCCGCCACCGCCGGGCUGCUGAGCGCCCAGGGCCGGCCUGCGACCCCCGAGCCGCCGCGCCCCGCUUCCUGGGACGAGGUGAACGUCCUGGCUCACGGGCUGCUGCAGCUCGGCCACGGGCUGCGCGAACACGUGGAGCGCACUCGCGGGCAGCUAGGCGCCCUGGAGCGGCGCCUGGCCGAAUGCGGAGCCACGUGCCGGGGACCCGGGGAGCCCCCCGCGCCCUCCAGGGCCCCCGACAGCGCGGGCGCCGGCGGCCAGGAGGCGCUCGAGACCCUCCGCGACCUGCAGAUGCAGCUCAAGGCUCAGAACGGCAGGAUCGAGCAGCUGGUCCAGAAGGUGGCCGGGCAGCAGCGACACCUGGAGAAGCAGCGCCUGAGAAUCCAGAAUCUGCAGAGCCAGGUUGACCUCCUGGCUCCCCCGCACCUCGGCAGUGGGGUGUCGCAGCCUGACCGAAGAAAGAGGCUCCCCAAGAUGGCCCAGCUUGGUGGCCUGGCUCCCAAUGCUACCCGCCUGCACAGGCUGCCCCAGGACUGCCAGGAGCUCUUUGAGGAGGGCGAGCGGCAGAGUGGCCUGUUCCAGAUCCAGCCUCAGGGGUCCCCACCGUUCCUGGUCACCUGCCAGAUGGCCUCAGAUGGAGGCUGGACAGUGAUUCAGAGGCGCCAGGACGGCUCCGUGGACUUCAAUCAGCCCUGGGAAGCCUACAAGGCGGGCUUCGGGGACCCCCAAGGCGAGUUCUGGCUGGGCCUGGAGAAAAUGCACCGCCUUGCGGGGGGCCGCGGCAGCCGCCUGGCCGUGCAGCUCCGGGACUGGGAGGGCUACGCCCAGUCGCUGCAGUUCCCGGUCCGCCUGGGCGGCGAGGACACGGACUACAGCCUGCAGCUCACGGCGCCCGUGGCCAGUGAGCUGGGCGCCGCCUCCACCGCGCCCAGCGGCCUCUCCCUACCCUUCUCCACGUGGGACCACGACCACGGCCUGCGCAGUGACCUCAAGUGUGCCAAGAGCCUCUCGGGUGGCUGGUGGUUUGGCACCUGUGGCCACUCCAACCUCAACGGCCAGUACUUCCGCUCUGUUCCCCGGCAGCGGCAGCAGCGGAAGAAGGGGAUCUUCUGGAAGACCUGGCGGGGGCGCUACUACCCCCUGCAGUCCACUACCAUGCUGAUGCAGCCCUCAGAGGAUGCCGCGGCCUCCUAGCUCCUUGCUGGGCGGUAGAGGACAGUGACUUUGGCUGUGGCCCAAGGAUGUGGCUGCUUUCUUCCUGGGCGUGUGGUCUGAGCAGGGAUUGCCAGGAGCCUGGUGGACAGAGAAGGCGCCGUGACUGCAGACCCCCCCUGCCGAUCAGAUGCACACAGUGCCCUCCGGGAGGAUCCUGGUUCAGGGCGAGGCAGAUUCUGGCAUGCGGGGCCAAGGGGCAUUGAGGCCACUUCUCGCCCGCCCGAGGAGUGGGGACGUGGAGGGACCAACAGGGAUGGCCAGGCUGGCCCUCAACAGCGGACUCAGUCACAUUGACUGGCCAGGACGGGGCCCUCGGGCCCUGGGUGCCUUCAUGGUGCUGUCACAUGUGGUGCUGCGAUGCCAGCGGUGGUGGCCAGGCAGAGCUCACGGAGUUCUUGGAAUAAAAGCAACCUCGGAACA
Molecule: messenger RNA, 1780 nt
Organism: Heterocephalus glaber (naked mole-rat)
Lineage: Eukaryota; Metazoa; Chordata; Mammalia; Rodentia; Bathyergidae
Gene: Angptl4
Product: angiopoietin like 4
Biological process (GO): blood coagulation
Source: RefSeq, a predicted model, not a curated record